AUGUACCCUAUAAAUACUAAUCUUCCCAUAGAAUCCCUAACACACUUUUCGCAGCAAAAUCACUCGAAAAACCCUAAAAACAGAAUUCGAUCGUCAUCAUCUCCAGCAGUCGCCAUGGUCAAGUCUAAGAUCGAAUCCGUCGCUAAAGUCGAAGCAGCAAUUGUCUCAACGACGAAGCCAUCAAAGAAAAGUAAUGCGGAAGUUGAUGUGGAUAUCCAAAAGAAUCCCAAGAAGCACAAGAAAGAGAAGAAGGUACCAGCAAAGAAGACUAAGAAAGCCCUUGCCAAGAAACCUCUAUCUAAGAAGGAUGACUCAUCUUCCGAAGAUUCAUCUUCGGAUGAGGAGCCUGCCCCUGUGAAGAAGCAGCCAGCAACCCUUGAGAAAACCAAGAAAACUAAGGCAGAGAGCAGCUCAUCUGAAGAUGACUCUUCUUCUUCAGACGAGGAACCCGCCUCUCCGAAGAAGCAGCCAGAAGUUGUUAAGAAAGCCAAGGCAGAGAGCAGCUCAUCUGAGGAUGAAUCUUCUUCAGACGAGGAACCCGUCCCUGCAAAGAAGCAACCAACAACCAUUCCAAAGGCUGCCAAAGCAGAGAGCAGUUCAUCAUCUGAGGAUGAAUCUUCUUCUGACGAGGAAUCUGCUCCUCCAAAGAAGCAACCAGCAGUUGAUAAGAGUGUCAAGCCAGCUGCAGAAGAUUCAUCAUCCUCAGAGGAUGAUUCUGAUGAAGACUCAGAAGAUGAUUCUGAUGAAGACUCAGAAGAUGAAAAAAAACAGGAAGCUGCUACAAAGAAGCUACCAGCUGAGCAAGAUUCAGAUUCAUCAGAGGAAGAUUCCGAUGAUGAGGAAAGUGAUGAUGAUGAACCUCCUGCAAAGAAGGCUAAAGUUUCUCCAACGAAAACUUCUAAACAAGAAAGCAGCAGUGAGGAAUCUAGUGAGGAGGAGAGUGAAGAUGAGAAAGUAACUCCAAAGAAAAAGGAUACUGAUGUUGAAAUGGUGGAGGCAGAGCAGAAUCCAAUUGCAAAACAACCGAAGACGCCAAUCAAUAAGACACCAACCACUCAGGCUCGAGGAGGAUCAAACACACUAUUUGCUGGAAAUCUUUCCUUUCAAAUUGAAAAUUCUGACAUAGAGAAUUUCUUCAAAGAGGUUGGUGAUAUCGUCGGUAUCAGACUUGCUUCAGAACCAGAUGGCCGUCGUAAAGGAUACGGGCAUGUUGAGUUUGCUUCUGCAGAAGCAGCUCAGAAGGCAAUGAAACUGAUGAAUGGUAAACUAUUACUAGGCCGCAGUAUUCGGCUUGAUGAUGCUAACGCGAGGGAUUCUCCACGAAGCAGCAAUGCUGAAGGCAACUUCCAGAGCAACCGCAAAGGAGAAGGAAGCAAAGUUAAAACGAUCUAUGUUGCGAGAUUAGACAAGUCUGUGGCUGAAGAUGAAAUGAGAGGUGCUUUGAGAGAGCAUUUCAGUGAAUGUGGAGAGAUCACAAGGAUCUCUCUACCUUGUGACCAAGAGACUGGUGCUACCAGGGGGAUGGCUUAUCUAGAUUUGAAAGAGGAUGGAUACAACAAGGCAUUGGAACUAGACGGAAGUGAACUGGGAGGAAGGAACAUCUUGGUACUCGAGGCUAAACCAAGAGGACAUAAUGCUGAUGGAAAGAAUGAUGGUGGUGAUCGUUUCACAGCUACUAGACCCGGUCGUAGCCACCCUGGAAGAAGUCACCCUGGAAGAAGUCGCUUUGGUCGUGACCCCCCUAGAAGAGGUACUCCUGGUCGUGGCCCGGGUAGAGCACCCAGCAAACCAAGUGUACUUGCCUCAGCAGAAGGGAAGAAGACCGUCUUUGAUGAUUAG
Molecule: messenger RNA, 1839 nt
Organism: Eruca vesicaria subsp. sativa (arugula)
Lineage: Eukaryota; Viridiplantae; Streptophyta; Magnoliopsida; Brassicales; Brassicaceae
Source: the annotation of a GenBank genome assembly